AUGAAAGGAGAAAAGCGUGUAUCCCUCGUGGAAAAACGGAACAAAUGGCCAUGUGGGACCGAGCUUACAGCGUUCUGCGAGGACCAGAGGAUGCCUUUGCCGAACGAAGCACAUGUUGUGACGCACUCCAUGAAAACCGAACGCGAAGCCUCGGCGGCGUUAGAAUUGUCCGUCAAGUCGACAGGUCUGGACCGACUGCCCAUGCCAGACCAGCUCGGCAGAGGCAUGGCUCGGGUCAACGCGCCACCGACGGCCUCGGCCUCGGCCUCGGCGGCGCCCGCAGCAACUGGGGCAAUUCGGCCCGCCUCCCGACCGGAGAAUGCCGAGACGGGUCGCAGAAUCGACGCAUCUGCCCGACUUUUGAGG
Protopolystoma xenopodis is the source of this 366-nucleotide messenger RNA. NCBI's taxonomy places the organism in Eukaryota, Metazoa, Platyhelminthes, Monogenea, Polystomatidea, Polystomatidae. The record is from the annotation of a GenBank genome assembly.